GAUAGCCCUAAAACCAUGCGAACCCAAUUUUAUAUGGUACAAGCCCCAAAGGUACAACCUAUACUGCACAAAAUUUUCUCCAUUAUAAGAAAACAAGAUGACCCUUUGGAAGGUCUCAUGAUUUCACAAUUAUAGGACUAUUGCAGAAGAUGUAUCCCAAGUUUGAAUUGGUCUCUAGCCUCUCAAAAUAUUGUCUUUUCAUAAACCCCAUUAUCUUAAACCCUAGCUCACUUUUUCUGCAACAGGAAAUUUCCAUCCAAUUUCUCUGGUGAAAAAUGAUUCACAACAUUCUUGGAACAUUGUUUUCAGCUGUAGAACAGUCAAUUUCACUCAGGGAUAAUGUGUUGCUUCUCGAUUGGCUGUGUUCGGUGGAGCUAAUAGGAUUGGGGUUAGUAAGAGGGAGGAAGCUUUGACAUGUAAAGUUGGCAAUCUUCUAGCGUUCUCUUUUGAAGGAGAUUUUAAAUCAACAACAACAUACCCAGUAUAAUCCCACAAGUAGGUCUGGGGAGGGUAGUGUGUAUGCAGACCUUACCCGUACCUAGUAAAAUUUUAUCAAAAGAUUUUAUAUAAUUUUGAUAAAAUGGCUGGGGGAAGUCAACCAUGCCAAAGUGACAAACCUUCAGUCAAAUACAGGCGUAAUCUACUUGAGGGGGCACUGUUUGAACUUGCUGAUUUUGACCAAGAAAGUCAUGCUCUUUCAUCUGAAAAUAAGAAGGAGAACCCUAAAAUUUCUGAGUCGUCUUCUGAGAUAAUGAGCACAAGUGAGCUUAUAUCAGCGGUUGGCAGUUUAUGGGAUUGUACGGCCCGUCCUCUUACACGAAUCCUAUCCAAAACAAGUUCUAGACGCAACAACACUGAUCACCGAGAAAACAACAUAUAUGGUUAUUCCACCGCGGGUGAAACUUCUGGUACUUGUUUUUCAACUUAUGAUCACCCAAUCCCUGUCAAUGUAGAUAGUGAUAUCGAUUCUUCACCUCUGGCGCUUGCGAAUGUGGAAUGUCUGACAGCAAACCAAAAAGUCUCAUUCUUUGGUCCUCUCUUAGGAAAUUCUCCUCUGUGGAGUCUACUCCGUGGUGGAUCUAUCAUUCAUCAGGAAACUUGGAAAGCAAAAAAUCUUGCCGAUGAUUUACAUACUGUGUAUGAUUGGAUGCAUGAAAUAUCCUUACUGAAACUUAAGCAUCAGUUAAAUUGUGCUAAUACUGGAAGGCAUGAAAGCAGAAAGUGUACCGAAGAAGAAACGACAAAGAGUCCUUUAAGUUGCAGCGCCACUGCGGAUAUAGUAAAUGCUGAUUGCCAGACUGACAGGGAAAAACCGGCUGGUUCAUUUUUAGGUCAGAUUGCAAAGGAUCACGAGAUCGACAGGGUACCAACUAGUACUUCAUGUCUAAGGCGCUAUAAUGAGGUUUCACAUGACAAAAAUUCAAACAUGCUAGAGAUUCCAUGUUCUAAAGAUAGGUCAGUCGUCCAUGAGUACUCUCUUCCUCCAAGUUGUUCUGCUAGUGUUGACAGCAAAAUUAAUGCUGAGGAUCACAUGAAUGAUUCGACAACUACUGAAAAAGUUGAACUGGAGGAUGAGCUGAAUUCUGAAGUACAGAUCUCCGUGGCAAAGGACAAGCCUUGUUAUACACUUGCAAAACAAGAGCAUGCUUUUGCAGGAGCAAUGGCUGGAAUUUUUGUCAGCCUUUGUCUUCAUCCAAUUGACACAAUUAAGACUGUUGUUCAGUCAUGUCGCGGCGAUCAGAAACCUCUUUAUUAUAUAGGCAGAUCAUUUAUUUCCGAAAGAGGAGUAACUGCACUUUAUCGGGGACUUUCUACCAAUCUUGCUUCGUCUGCACCAAUAUCUGCACUUUACACCUUUACAUAUGAAUCAGUGAAAGGGGCCUUGCUUCCUCUUUUUCCUAAGGAAUAUCACUCUUUUGCACACUGCUUCGCAGGGGGUUGCGCAAGCAUUGCCACUUCAUUUGUAUUCACUCCAAGUGAGUGUAUAAAGCAACAGAUGCAAGUUGGUUCCCGCUAUAAGAACUGCUGGAAUGCCUUGGUUGAGAUUAUAAGAAGUGGUGGUUUGCCUUCACUCUAUGCUGGAUGGAGAGCUGUACUGUGCAGGAAUAUUCCACACUCAAUCAUUAAGUUCUACACAUAUGAAAGAUUGAAGGAGUUGAGGUUGUCAUCUGUUCAGCUGCGCAACCAAAAUGACACACUAAUGACGCUCGUAUGUGGCGGAUUAGCUGGAUCUACUGCUGCACUAUUCACAACUCCUUUUGAUGUCGUCAAGACAAGAUUACAGACACAGAUUCCUGGAUCUAGGAUUCAGUUGGGUGUAUUUGACACACUUAAAGAAAUAGGAAAGCGUGAAGGUUUGAAGGGUCUUUACAGGGGCUUGAGUCCUAGAUUAGUCAUGUAUAUGACACAGGGAGCACUUUUCUUUGCAUCUUAUGAAUCUUUCAAGAGAUUAUUUUCUUUGGAGAUCCCGCAGCCUAAAGCCGAAAGAGUUACAUACGAGCAAAGUUUAGAAGAUGAUUCUGCGUCAUUACCGUCACCAAACUAACACAAGAAAGAUCAGUUCAAGGUAGUGUAUCUUUCAGCAAUGUGCCAAAUGAGAGAAAUAUAUAAUGUCAAGAUUAGCCUGUAUAUUUUCUCUCUGAGCUCGAGGUCCAAAUAGAGGAUGAAGGAACUUGAAGUGUUAACCACCGACUGGUUCUCUUAACGCUUCAUAGAAACGAGCUAGUUGAUCAUCCACUGAGUUUCAAAGCAUGUGCCAGCUAGCCCUCGGGGAUUUCUUGGUUAUCGGAAAGAACAUGUGAAGCAUUUUUGUAAAGUUUUAGAAAAUGAUAGGGGAAAUUGAGAGGAUAUAGGGAUCCCUAAUUUGUAUGAUGUAAUUUUAAUAUAGGCGAACCCGAUUGAUCUGGGAUUGAGGCGCGGUUGAUUAAUUAAUUGAUUGUAAAGGGCAGUCCGGUGCACUAAGCUCCCGUUAUGCGCGGGGUUCGGGGAAGGGCCGGACCACAAGGGUCUAUUGUGCAGUCUUACCUUGCAUUUCUGCAAGUGGCUGUUUCCACAACUCGAUUAGUUGAUUGUAUGUAUGAAAUUUUAGUUUUCCAGUGAGUUUGCAACAAAGUAAUUUUUUCUGGUGUA
Molecule: messenger RNA, 3129 nt
Organism: Nicotiana attenuata
Lineage: Eukaryota; Viridiplantae; Streptophyta; Magnoliopsida; Solanales; Solanaceae
Exons: 10
Coding region: 581-2545 (654 amino acids)
Cellular component (GO): mitochondrial inner membrane
Molecular function (GO): S-adenosyl-L-methionine transmembrane transporter activity
Source: RefSeq, a predicted model, not a curated record